Messenger RNA from Gopherus evgoodei (Goodes thornscrub tortoise), 4293 nucleotides. It is a transcript of the gene TRIM65, whose product is annotated as tripartite motif containing 65. Gene Ontology annotation, molecular function: zinc ion binding; protein binding. The transcript has 6 exons. The record is from RefSeq and is a predicted model, not a curated record. The coding region runs from base 1454 to 3019 and encodes 521 amino acids. Gene Ontology annotation, biological process: positive regulation of autophagy. NCBI's taxonomy places the organism in Eukaryota, Metazoa, Chordata, Testudines, Testudinidae.
UAUUCAAAUUCGUGUUAUAUCAGGUCAUGUUAUAUCGGGGUAGAGGUGUAUGAGGAUUUUAUAACAGCAGCUCCCUCUGACCCACCCACUCCCUGGAGACAACUAAAGUGGUAACAGCAGAAAGGUCAUUGGGUCCCAGUAGGGGUGGGUGGGACCCUGCUUGAUCUCCCGUGAUGGGGUCACAAAAGGGCAAGAAAUGGACAAAACCUUAAAGAAACCUUAGGUGGUGAUUUGAUUCCACAGAUGAGCUUUGAACUCCCAGCACACCAGCCUCAGACUGCAGCCGUGGGACCCAAAUAUUGGAGAUUUCGUUCUCAGCUGCGAAUAGGGUGACCAGACAACAAGUGUGAAGAAUUGGGACGGGGCGGGGGGUAAUAGAAGCCUAUAUAAGAAAAAGACCCCAAAAUCGGGACUGUCCCUAUAAAAUCGGGACAUCUGGUAACCCUAGCUGUGAAUCUACAUCCUUCAUUGGGUGUUUAAUGUGUUACUGUAUUGCCUUCCCCUGGUAGGUUCUCUUGGAGAAUACAGGCUGUUUGGUUACCUAGGAUCAGUAAUUCCACUUGUUAGUGAAUUUCGGGCCCACACUCAGUCGUGGCAGUGGCCUCUGGGUAAAUGAUCUGCAUGGCCGGGCUUUGUUAUUACUGGAGGGUGUUGCCCCUGAGGUUAGGCUUUGCAAUGACCUCCUAAAUGCAUGACACAACCUUUUGCAGGCGCUCCGCCUUCCCAUACUGAUGGAACACAAGAGGAAAAUGCAACAUUCUGUUAUGAAGCUGCAUUGAAACAUUACAUUUCAGCUUUGCUAGCAGUCCCUCCCCAGGGGUCAAGACACCUGACCAGGGCUAUGACUAGAGCUGCUUUGCGCAGGAAACUUGGUUUUGCCAGGCUCAGCUUCCUCACACCGGCAGGUGGCAAGAGUGUUGCAUCAAAAACCCGUGGAGUAUGGCUUGGGUAGGUUCUCUCUGGUUUGCCAAGGGCUCUGGCUGGGAUAUUCCAUCCCAGAUUGUGGUCCCUGUAACAGAAAAUUGGGUGGUGAGGGGAUGCAGGACUCUGCUUGGUUUGUAAAGGACAUCCCUGUCCCUGGAGAAAAUCGACAUUCAGGUUGAAAGCUGAGAAUUCCAUCAAGGGCUAAACAGAAAACAAGUGACUCCAAAAAAGUAGGCAGCAGCACGAUGCUGAGUGAAGGCAGCCUUUUAAGUCACCCAGGCAGCCGGCAGACUGAGGGGCUGUGGAGUUGGGGGAAAUUAAAACCACAGCACUCCCUUGAGAGAGCCGAGAACAUGCGUUGAUAAACCAUGAUGCAGCUGGCCUGCGUGUCCCUUUAAGAGCUUGGUUGGCUCUGUGCCAUCUCUGUGCCCGUCCUGCCUCUCUGUGAUACGUAGCUCUAGCCUAGUCUCCUCGCACACUGCUGUCUGUGAUUUCCUUCUCUGCCUCAGCUGCUACCAUCCCAGGCAGGAUGGCCUCUCAAGGCCCCCUGAAGCUGGAGGAGAAGCUGGUCUGCUCCAUCUGCCUGGAGAUGUUUGGGACAGCAGUGACCAUGCCCUGUGGGCACAACUUCUGCAUGAAGUGUAUCAACAACCACUGGGACAAGGAAGAGCAGGAGGCGCCACCAGGUGAGAAGGACUACACCUGUCCCGACUGCAGGAAACGCUUCGAGAAGCGGCUGGAACUCAGGAAGAAUGUCGCCCUUUGCAGCGUGGUGGAGCUGGUCAGGUCUGGGGAAGUGCAGGCCUUCAGCGCCGAGAGGAAAACCCCCGCCAACGGAAGGAGGUGCUCCAGGCAUGGGAGGCCCCUGGAGCUGUACUGCCAAGAGGACAAGAUGUGCAUCUGCUGCGUGUGCACAGUGAAGGAGUGCCGGGACCACCGCAGGGUCCUGUUCGAGGAGGAGCGCAAGAGAAAGGAGGUCCUUUUAGAAGAGUCUCUGGUGAAAACCCAGGAGGAAACAGUAAAGACCGAAAAGGAGAUCCACAAACUGGAGGAACAAACUGGCACCAUAAAGGAUUCUUCAGAGAGGCUGAAAUCAGGGAUUUUGCAGAAGUUUGUCCACCUGAUGAAAGUACUGGAGGAGUGCCAGAGGGGGGCCGUGGACAAGAUCGAGCAAGAGCAGGCCACUGCCUUAGGGCAAGUGGAGGAGAACUGGAGCCAGCUGCAGGAUCAUCUGGCCAUGCUCACCCAGCACCAGCAAAAGGUCCAGGAGCUGCUCACCUGUGUGGAUGACAUGAAAUUCCUAGAGGAAUUCCUGCUGCACCCUUCUCCAGGCAGCCUGGGAGUUUUGCCAGCUGUUGAAUUCAAUGUGGCCAGCGCAGUGGAUUCCACUGCUAAGAUCCUCACGGAGGUCUCUAGACUUUUGCUGGAGGAUUUGCCCAACUCCCUGAACCCAAAGGCGGCUGAUGCUGAAACCAAAGAGUUAACCAAGCCAAAGGCACUUGCUGUGAUGAAGGCAGGACCAGCCCUUCCCGAGUGUGAAUUAAGAGUGGAGCUUCUGAAGGAUCAUCGAAAUUUGACCUUCGACCCGGACACAGCCAAUAGGUACCUGCAGCUGUCCAAUCAGAACCAAAAGGCCAAACACACCCAUUCUCCUGAUGGCCUUUGUGAGGAUAAUGCCAGCAGGUUUGAGCUGUGGCAGGUUCUGUGCAGCCAAAGCUAUAGCCAAGGUCACCACUACUGGGAAGUCAGGAUCUCCAGCCACUCCGUCAUUCUAGGUGUAACAUACAAGAAAAUCCAGAGGAAGAAGCGAGCGGGUUGCUCCUUCAGCAUCGGACUGGAUGGACUGUCCUGGGGGCUGCAAAUCCGGGAGGACUGCUACUUGGCAUGGCACGAGGGCCGGUCGCAUAAGAUCAGGGCGCCCUUGUAUAAAUGCCUCGGAGUCAGCCUGGACUAUGGCACAGGCAUCCUGUCGUUCUAUGGCAUCGGGGACGAGAUGAGACUCCUCCACUCUUUCCACUGUGUCUUCACUGAGCCCCUCUACCCAGUCUUCUGGCUCUGCGAAGGCAGAGCCGUCACCCUUUGCCAACAGAACUGAGCCAGCGGCUGGGAUGCAGAAGCCAAGCCAUAGCCAGCGGGGCGUAUCCCACUUUGCAGCCAGCUGCCUGGCUUUAUUCAGUGGGCAGACUUCUAAAGCUGUAGCGAGGACCGGAGGGGUCACAAUGCAGUUGGUUCGACAGGGCCGAGGCGAUGGGGCUGCAAUGAGUUAAACGCAGGCAGAUGAGGCGGGGACCCUGAAAAGCAAAGAAACGUGGCUGGAAUGAAAAUUGCUCACGUAGUUCAGCCAUAUGUAAAUUAGAGUUAGGUGGCAGGAGACCUGCUUCCUUACCUGUCACAAGGAUCUCCUGCUGGAAGAGCUGAAGCUAGUGGGAUUCAGAAGGCACCUGGCAUCAGUCUUGUUGCAUGUGGAAUGUCAUUGCCUGUCUGCAGGCCACAUGAUGUAACAGGGAGAAGUUAGGAUCCUGUGGUGGCACCAGUGAAAGGGCUGCUGCUUGGGAGGCUCCGAUGGGAUGGUGGCAGGAAGGGAGAUAGCACAGCUUGGUGUCCCAACCCUCAUUUUCUCUGCCUCCCAGAACCCUGGACAAUCACCUCCUGCUUUUAGUUCUGAAGAGCAGUUGCUAUCAGAGAGGUGUCCUUGCAUAGGCACUGACUCCAUGGUGCUCCAGCCCUGGAUCACCCACGGAAAAAAAAAAGUGGGUGUCACCACCCACUGGCAGCCUCACUGAUCAGCUCUGUCUCCUCCCCAUCCCCCUCCCUCCCAGCACUUCCUUUUCACCUCGAUCAGCUAGCUACUCAGCAGCCUGCAGGAUGCACUGGGGAGGAGUGGGGGCAGGAAGAGAUGGGGUGGGGUUAGAAUGGGGUGGGAAGCGGCAGGGUGGGGAGAGGUUUGGGGGAAGGGGCGGAAUGGGGGUCCAGCACCCCCAGAGAAAUGACAAAGUUGGCACCUCUGUGUCCUUGCUAAGACACUCUUAGCUUAUUGGAGGAGAUGCCGGUGGGACAGGCCCUUCACCGACGUGCUGUAGAGGGCUGAGGAGGUGGUUACUCUGGUAUUGCAAACUCUUAAUCGGGGAAAGUUCCACUUUCCCCAAACCACCCAUGUUCCGGGAUGGUUCCAAGAAGAGAUUCCAGUGUGGCCCCUUUCUAGCAUACAGGGCUGUUCUGGCACCAGACCUCAGAACAUUCAGAGUACAGUGGGGGUGGGGCAAUGAGAGGGGAGCGGAUUUUUCCUCUGCUCUGCAGACAGUCAAUUCCCAUGGUUAGGUUCUACUUGUUUUUAAAAGUUCCCCUCUGGAAUAAAGCUCCAUUUUCUUA